AUGGAGGCCUGGGUCGAGAAUGGCCUCGAGGCAACCAACUACAUCGUCGACCGUCACUUCGAUAAGGGCUGGGAUCGCGUCCGUCGCUAUCGCAACGCCAGCAGGCUCAAGCAUCAGGAGAUCCCCUACUGUUCUUCCCCACGCCACUCCAAGCGCCGCAGCAACCAAGAGGAAGUAGACCGCCCUGACUCAUCAGAUUCCUCCGACGACUCUUCCUCCGACGACGACCGGGUUGGCGAGAGGACACCUGCGGCCACUGCUGUGAGGUCAUCUGCCGCUUUCAGUGGCGCCGCUGCCGCUGCCGCUGCUGCUGCCGUCCCCAGCGCUACCUCAACUACCCGACCCAGGCAGAGAAAUCAGCUGCCCUCCCCCGAGCGCGACCCCUCCAGAGUCAACCGCCGAGACAGCAUCUGCAGUCUACAACAGGAGAGUGAGACCAGCGACCGCAUCCUCCGAGCAUACGAACUCGAGACCGACGACCCAAAGCGCAAUCCAGAAUCCGUCCUGUCAUCCCGAGAUCUGCGCCACCUCAAGUCAGCCUCCCGACGAGAUAGCGCCAUGGCCUCGGCAUACAACGACGACUACGCUCAGUCGCGAUACGACGGCGAACGUCCGCGCUCGCAGCCUCCGCGCAGCAGAUAUUACGACGACGACGACAGCGACUACGACGAGCGCUCGGGUCGCCGUUACGCAGGAGGGAGUGGCCGCGGAUACGACGACCGCGACUAUGAUCGCGUCGUCGAAGAGACAGAGAGAUACCGUGGCCCGGUAGGUGCAGGACCACUUGUUGUGCGUCAACAGCCCCACAUUACUUGGAAGAAACACCUCACUGACUUGCUGCACAGCCUGCUCAUCGUCCUUGGGAUGCCACUCGUAAGGAAAGCUCCCGCUCUGGUUACGACGAGCCAUAUGGUGCGGGCGCCGUCACUCAAUACGGACGCCGCUCUGACGCAGCCGUCGACUGCCAGACCGAGACCAAUGUCAGCCGUCGCUCCAAGUCUCGCGGAAGGGACCGCGACGACCGAUCCUACUCGCGCUCAGAAUCGCGCUCCCGAAGCCGUUCCAGAGGCAAGGAAGGUUGGCGCGGAAAGCUUGACGAUACCUUCGAUACGACUGCUCGCGGUCUCGGUAUCGGCGUAGCAGGUGCCGUUAUUGGCGGACUUGCUGGCCGAGAGUUUGGCAACAAGCAUCGUCAGCGAGACAUCAUCCUCGGCGCCGUUGUUGGUGGUCUUGGGGCUAACCUCGCCGAGAACAGAUGGCGCGAGUGGAAGGAUGGAAAGGAGCGCGAUGUCGAGAGAGAAGAGGAACGUUGGGAGCAGAAGUAUGACGGGAGAGACUACGGUCGAAGCAGGAGCAACGUCCGAUAA
Messenger RNA from Lecanosticta acicola, 1367 nucleotides. Lineage: Eukaryota; Fungi; Ascomycota; Dothideomycetes; Mycosphaerellales; Mycosphaerellaceae. The record is from the annotation of a GenBank genome assembly.